Molecule: messenger RNA, 2629 nt
Organism: Drosophila nasuta
Lineage: Eukaryota; Metazoa; Arthropoda; Insecta; Diptera; Drosophilidae
Gene: Exo84
Product: exocyst complex component Exo84
Exons: 6
Coding region: 146-2188 (680 amino acids)
Biological process (GO): intracellular protein localization; Golgi to plasma membrane transport; exocytosis
Cellular component (GO): exocyst
Source: RefSeq, a predicted model, not a curated record
GUUUCAGUAUUUUUAUACUGACCCAUUACGCCCCUCUACUUACGUUACGUAGCUGUGCACUUGUGUGUUUACGUAGUUACCCACAACAACAAUAGUAGACGCUGAGCCAUCAUCACAGUUUUGUUUUCUAUUUUUCCGCCCUACAAUGAAGGAAUUCGACGAUUUUAACUUUAGCGUGGACAAGUAUACCAAAGAACUGACACGCGAAUGUGUCGGAGGCAGCGAUUUGCAGCAACGCAAGAAGGAAAUCGAGGCGUACAAUGAGCAAACGUCGGCAACGCUCAAGCAAACUUGCAAAAAGAACUAUAUGCAGUUUAUACAAACCGCCAAGGAGAUAUCACAUCUCGAAUCGGAGAUGUAUCAGCUGUCGCAUAUUCUUAUCGAGCAACGUAACAUCUUGGCCACCAUGACAGAUGGCAAGAUGAGCAGCCAACUAAAGGCGACGGACAGCCUUGAGGCUGCAGAGGCAAACGCCGCCGCAGCCACGGAGGAUGUGGAGAACAGUCAUGCAACGCGAGCCGUUAAAGAAAUGGUGCAGGGUUUCAAUGGCAAUUUGGAAGGCAAGACAUUCCUUAACGAGGGUGCGCUCAUUGAGCUGGAUGGCAAUGACUAUCGCCCCAUACAGCGUGUUUUUUUUUUUUUCCUCUUCAACGAUGUACUGAUUGUCUGCAAAGUAAAGCACGAUAAGCGUCUGGAGUUCCUCACUGAGUAUGAUCCCAAGAAAAUUGCUGUCAUCAACAUCAAGGAUCUGGAUGGCGUCAAAAAUGCCAUCAAUAUCAUCACUCCCGACGGUUCCAAGAUCUAUCAGAGCAUCACGGCAGCAGGCAAAAGCGAAUGGAUCGAGAAGUUGGAGGAAGCCUUUCGCUUCGAUCAACAGAAGAAAUCCAAGAAGGGUCAAGCCCCACAGCCACCAGGACGCACCAAGCAGCAGCAGACGCCCUCAAAGAGCACCUCACCCGAGAAACUGCAGGAUCAAAGUCCCAGCGAUGCGCAACCGAAAUCGCUGGAGGAUGAAACGCCAGAGUGGCUGAGCACGGCUAGCGAGGAGCUACAAACGCUGGUGGCCCAACGACACUUUGAGGAUGCCCAAGCGCUUAUAAAGCGCACCCAGGAUUUUCUGCGGCAGGCUGACAGGAAGAAACUGCCGCAAGCGGAUGCCAUCGAGAGCAAGGUGAAGCAACAGGAACAAAAGCUAACCAACGUCCUUAUCCAGGAGCUGUCAAACAGUCACAAUCGCAAUCUGCAAAUUGCUUUGCGUGCCGCUCGACGGCCGCUCAAGAUUCUGGUGGAGAUGGGACGCUCCAGGCAGGCAAGUGCCACUCUACUCAAAGUGUGCACGGUUAGUCUGCGUGUGGCACAGCGUGAGGCACGCCGCAACAAUGCCGAAAUCUCCGAGUUAUUCUUCUGCGAUCUCACCCAAGUGGCCUGUGAUUUCCUCAGCGCCUUCGAGCAGCAGCCGGCUUGUGUUAGCGCUCUUGUGGUGUGGUGCAAUGCAGAGCUGCAGUACUUUGCUAGCCAGCUGAUCAAACACUAUCUGACCAAAGGCACCUCACUGGAGGCGGUGGCCAAGUGUGUGGAACGCGUGCGCAAACCUGCCACCAAGCUAACCGAGAUUGGUCUGGACAUCAGUUAUCACUUGGAGGGUCUGUUGCGCACCACUUUGGAGUCACUCAUCGAAGAAUCGAAGCAGCGUUUGCUGGAUGCUGUCGGACGCACUGAGGAAAGCUGGCAACCAUAUAAUCUGCAAACCAAGUCGAACCUUAAGCGGCUGCUGCAUGAGCUGGACACUUUGGGCAUUGAUAUGCGUGCCCAGGCCACAGGCGAUACCUGGUUGAAUUUAACACAAUCCACGCUGGUCUUUGUGCGGCAAUUCCUUCAGCUGACCGAGUACUGUGGCUGUCUAGCCAAGGGCGAGGCUCUGAUGCAGAGUCUGGAGCAGCUUCUACGUGAUCUAUUUUUGGCACAACACGCGCUGAAACCACCUAGUGACUUGGCUGUCGAUCCGAACUUUGUGAUGAAGAACAAAGUGUUCCUGGUGGACAACCUGCUGCCGAUUGCCAUCGACAAGUUUCGUCAGAUUUCGGGUCGCCAAUGUGAAAUGUUGCGUGAGCUGCACACUAAGCUGGCGCGUCAGCAAGGAGCUCCAUUGCCACGACAGCGCAGCGUUUAUACAACAGAUGUGUUCUAGAGGACUACUCUACUGACUAUAUAUAGUUUAGUUUACUUUGAUUACAUAUAUAAUUUUUUAUUUUUCUUUUUCGUUUUGCUUCAAUUAUUUAUAAUAUAAUUAUAUACAUAUAUAACCACAAUAAUAAUAAUAAUAUUUGUAAAAUUAAAAAUCGAAGCGUGUGCUGCACUCUAUUCUGUUUUCUUUUUUGUUUUGUUUUGCUUAUUACAAUGUUUCGCUGGGCGCGAGAUGUGCCCACAUUCUAUAUAUAAUAUAUAUUUUGCAUAUAUAUUCAUAUACAUACAUAUACUAUAUAUACGAUUCAUUUCUAUAUAAACUAAUGUGUAAACAAGUGUUAUUUUGUUUUCUUUUCUUUUGUUUUUCCUGUUGUUGUUUUAGCUGCACAAAACAUAGGAUUUUACAGUUGGUUAUUGGUUUUGUUGGGUUGCGUUUUUCUCUCUC